Messenger RNA from Dentiscutata heterogama, 198 nucleotides. Lineage: Eukaryota; Fungi; Glomeromycota; Glomeromycetes; Diversisporales; Gigasporaceae. The record is from the annotation of a GenBank genome assembly.
CAAAAUGUUAUAAAAGAUCUUAUUAAUCAAAAACAACGAUCGAUGCUUAAAUCUAACAUUCAGCAUGAAUCAACGCCAACAUUGAUAAAAUUGCUUCACAUUCUUCAUCAUUUAGGAUCUUUUCUAGGAAAUGACCCUCCGAGGCUUGUUAAUGUGGCUGCUGCUGCCGUACUUGAAAAUAAAAGGACUUGGUUUCGU